Messenger RNA from Acanthosepion pharaonis, 1443 nucleotides. NCBI's taxonomy places the organism in Eukaryota, Metazoa, Mollusca, Cephalopoda, Sepiida, Sepiidae. The record is from the annotation of a GenBank genome assembly.
AUGCUAUUAUCUACCCCGGAUACGAAUAUAGGCAUUUACAAAGUUGGCGAUUUCACUUCACUUUCACUUGCUCUCUCUCUGUCUCUGACUCUCUGUCUAUCUGUCUGUCUGUCUGUCUGUCUGUCUGUCUCUCUCUCUCUCUCUCUUCUUCAUUGCAUUUUCUCUUUCAUUCUUAAGGAUUCUGUUGACAAAAGUUCUUUUUCUUUCUUUCUACCCUACAUCCAUAUCUUCUUUCUUUCUAUCUUUUUUCUUCCUUUCUUUCUUUCUUUCAUCUUUUCUUUCCUUCCUUCUAAUGUUUCUUUCUUUCUUUUUUCUUUCUUUCUUUCAUUUUUCUUUUUUCUUUCUUUCUUUCUUUCUUUGUUUAUUUAUUUAUUUAUUUAUUUAUUUAUUUUUCCGGCCAUUUUUCUUUCUUUCUUUCUUUCUUUCUUUAUUUUUCCUUUCUUUCUUUCUUUCUUUCUUUCUUUCUUUCUUUCUUUCUUUCUUUAUUUAUUUAUUUUUCCGGCCAUUUUUCUUUCUUUCUUUCUUUCUUUCUUUCUUUCUUUCUUUCUUUCUUUAUUUUUCCUUUCUUUUUCCUUUCUUUUUUCUUUCUUUCUUUCUUUUUUUCGUACUUCUUUUUUCUUUCUUUCUUUCUUCCUUUCUUUCUUUCUCGUUUACGCAUUCUUCAAUUUCUUCUUCAUGCCUCAAGAUAGGGUUGAUGCAAAAAAUCUCAUUCUUUCUUUCUUUUUCUUUCUUUUUAUGAGAGCGUUGAUGCAAAAAAUUUCAUUCCUUCUUUCUUUUUCCGUCCUUCUUUUUUCUUUCUCGUACGCAUUCUUCAAUUUCUUCUUCUUCAUGCCUCAAGAUGGUGCUGAUGCAAAAAAUUUCUUUCUUUCUUUCAUCUUCUUUUCUUUCUUUCUUUCUUUCUUUCUUUCUUUCUUUCUUUCUUUCUUUUUCUUUCUCGUUUACGAGAGCAUUGUUGCAAAAAAAUUUAAUUCUUCCUUUCUUUCUUUUUCCGACCGUUUUCUUUCUUUGUUUAUUUCUUUCUUUUUCCAUCCUUUCUUUCUCUCUUUCUUUCUUUCUUUCUUUUUUCCUUCUUUAUUUAUUUCUUUCUUUCUUUCCUUCUCUUUUACGCAUUCUUCAAUUUCUUCUUCUUCAUGCCUCAAGAUAGCGUUGAUGCAAAACAUUUCUUUCUUUCUUUCUUUCUUUCUUUAUGAGACCUUUGAUGCCAAAAAAAAAUUCUUUCUUUCUUUUUUCGUUCUUUUCUUUCUUUCUCUCUUUUUUCUUUCUUUCUUUCUUUAUUUCGUUUUCGUUCAUGUAUUCUUCCAUUUCUUCUUCUUCAUGCCUCAAGAUAAUGUUGAUGCAAAAAAAAAAAAACAUUCUUUCUUUCUUUUAUUCUUUCUUUCUUUCUUCCUUUUCAGUGUCAUAUUUCCCGACAUCCCAGCAGACAACCUUCAGCAGAACCUUUAA